CCCUGACGUCAUUGCACAUCAGUUAUUAAUAAAGGGGCGCGCGGCGGCGCAUUCUUCUCCUCAAGCGGAGCGGGAAGGAUCGGGGUCGCGCGCUCUAAAGCUUCUUCAUUAAUAUUUGAGAGAUUCACACAUCGGGACGUGGUUGACAAAAAGAAAAACCUUCACACUUCACAUGUACUGUGUUUCCGUCGCCCACCGGCUCCCGAAACGUAAAAAAACCCACCAUGGCACCGUACGGUUUGGACACAGAUGAGCAGAAGACGUCGACCCCAAAGCGCGAGGCUCUCCCAGGUGUUGUGACGGCUCUCCGGUAGCGCGCACGGUGCUAUGAAUGAAUGAGAGCUGUGGAGAGCAAAGAUGUCGGUGCCACUGCUAAAGAUCGGCGUGGUGCUCAGCACGAUGGCCAUGAUCACCAACUGGAUGUCGCAGACGCUCCCAUCACUCGUGGGCCUCAACGGCACGGCGCUGAGCGCGGCUCGGACCCCUUACCCAGACCGAAGCAUAGGAGUUUUGCCCUCUAACCUGGAUGAAACAUGGCAAGUGUACAGCUCAGCUCAGGACACUGAGGGAAGAUGUGUGUGUACCAUUGUUGCUCCCCAGCAUACUAUGUGCUCCAGAGAUGCCCGCACCAAGCAACUGAGGCAGCUCCUGGAAAAGGUGCAGAACAUGACCAAGUCCAUCCAGGUGCUGGACCAGCGGACACAGAAGGAUUUACAGUAUGUGGUCAGAAUGGAGGACCAGCUCCGAGGUUUGGAAACAAAAUUCCGACAAGUGGAGGAAACUCACAAACAAAACCUCGCCAAGCAAUACAAGGCCAUGAAAGAGAAAAUGGCAGAACUGAGACCGUUGAUUCCUGUGUUGGAAGAGUACAAGGCAGACGCGCAGCUUGUUCUACAGUUCAAGCAGGAAGUGCAGAACGUGACUGCCAAUCUGGCAUUGCUUCAGCAGGAGAUGGGAGCGUAUGACUAUGAUGAAUUGCACUUGCACAUUACCAGCUUGGAGGAAAGACUACGUGCGUGUAUGCAGAAACUUGCAUGUGGAAAGUUGACUGGCAUCAGUGAUCCUGUAACUAUUAAAACAUCUGGAUCUCGCUUCGGAUCCUGGAUGACUGACCCACUGGCUCCCGAGGGAGAUCAUAGGGUGUGGUAUAUGGAUGGGUACCACAACAACCGCUUUGUGCGGGAGUAUCGUUCCAUGUCAGACUUUAUGACGUCAGACAACUUCACCUCCCAUCGCCUGCCACACCCCUGGUCUGGAACAGGCCAAGUGAUUUACAAUGGUUCAAUUUAUUUCAGCAAGUUCCAGAGCCAUGUUAUCAUCAAGUUUGACUUGAAGACCUCCACCAUCAGCAAGACCCAGAGGCUGGACAGUGCUGGGUACAACAAUGUGUACCACUAUGCAUGGGGUGGUCACUCUGACAUUGACCUAAUGGUGGAUGAACAUGGGCUUUGGGCAGUCUAUGCCACAAAUCAAAAUGCAGGCAACAUUGUCAUCAGCAAGCUCAACCCACUUACCCUACAGGUCAUUAAGUCAUGGACAACCAAUCAUCCAAAGCGCAGCGCAGGUGAAUCUUUUAUGAUUUGUGGCACACUUUAUGUAACCAAUGGCUACUCUGGAGGGACAAAGGUCUACUAUGCCUACCACACCAACUCCUCCAGCUAUGAGUAUAUAGAUGUCCCAUUGCAGAAUAAGUACUCUCACAUCUCCAUGCUGGACUACAACCCACGGGAUCGUGCCCUCUACGCCUGGAACAAUGGGCACCAAGUGCUAUACAAUGUUACCCUCUUUCACCUAAUUCACUAAUAAUAACUUUAAGCACUGAUCAUCAAACUUAAAACAUCACUAAUGUUUUAAGCAGUUUAAUAUCCAUUUUAUUCCGGUCAGACACAAAGCUGUGGAUAGACACUGAAUAGGAUGCCUGGAUGGGGCAUGAUGCACUCUCAUUCACACACAUUCACAACUAAGAAGAAUUCAACAUAGCCAAUCCACUUCCCAGCAUGUUUUUGGGAGGUGGGAAGAAGCAGGAGUCCCAAGCGUGGAUAUGAAGCAAACACACGAAACCCCAUACAGACAGUAACUCUUAGAAAAUGGAGGAGGUGCCAUCUGCUUCACCACCAUGCCUCCUAUAUAUACAAGCUCUCACUCUCUCUCUCUAUCUGACUACACACAAGCAUACAUACACACACACACAAAACACAUACCUUUUUCUGUGUGAAAGCAAAAAUAAAUGCUGAAAUACAUUUGCUGAAGACAAAAUAAAGUACUCAUUAAAAAUGAGCUAAUUAGUUCUAGGCUAAUAAGGGCAUUGACUGUUGGUUAAGUUCUGCUGUUAUUAUCUCUUGAGAUUUUACUUGAACCUACCAUUUCUAAAGCCCCAAUGUAUGUGAAGCAAUGUAUCCUUUUGGACCAAAGACAUUAAAUGCAUUAAAUGAAAGAACGGCAACAUUGUGCUAACAUACUGAAUAACAUAUCAAGGCAGACAUCCACUCAGCAUUACUGUUUCUACAUGCACUGCAGUGAUGCCCACUAAGGAGGAAGUUCAGGUAGAACUUUCAUGUGGGACUUUUAUUACUUGUGUUUGUGACUAUUAGUGAAAUGUGUUUUGUUUUGCAUGAAGAGUUUUAGUAUUGCAAGCAUUAUGGUUGGAAUGUUUAUACUUCUAUGAUCUAUAUAUGUAUAUAUGUUUGUGUUUUGGCGGAUUUUGGAGCCCAGGGCCGUGGUUCUCUUUCGUAAGUUGUAAGUAAGUUGUUAUGGAAAACUUCACUGCUGCAGUUCGUAUGUCCUGUCUGUGUCCUUUACCAACACCUAUAAUCUUUCAUUCAUUUUCAGUAUUUGCUUUAUCCUAGUUAGGGUUGCUGUGGAUGUGAAUAUGAGAAUACCUGGAUGGGAAAAACUCUCUUUAUUUCUAUCUUAAUUUGUUGUAAAUAAAUCAUUUUAUUCAGUUAUUCAUAACUUUUAGCAUGCUGCACAUGAAAUGUGUUUAGUCAAUAUUUGUCACUAGUUCUAAGGAUGGAGUCUGAAAAUGCAACAAUUUGGUCUUUAAUAUUUAUCACAACUUUAAUGAAACUGGUAAACAGAACUGUCUACUCACUUGAAGGACACAUAAUGUUUCUCUGGAAUUGAGGUGAAUGCUCAAAAUGUUUCCUGAUUCCUUUAGACCCUUUCAAGGGGACUCAAGCAUGCUACCUACAUACUGCCUUCUGAUUGGCUCA
Messenger RNA from Hemibagrus wyckioides, 3212 nucleotides. It is a transcript of the gene olfm1b, whose product is annotated as olfactomedin 1b. Bases 358 to 1803 code for a protein of 481 amino acids. The record is from RefSeq and is a predicted model, not a curated record. The transcript has 6 exons. Gene Ontology annotation, biological process: signal transduction. Lineage: Eukaryota; Metazoa; Chordata; Actinopteri; Siluriformes; Bagridae.